Molecule: messenger RNA, 865 nt
Organism: Brassica napus (rape)
Lineage: Eukaryota; Viridiplantae; Streptophyta; Magnoliopsida; Brassicales; Brassicaceae
Exons: 1
Coding region: 328-696 (122 amino acids)
Source: RefSeq, a predicted model, not a curated record
CGUUAGGAUAGAUUUGAAAAGUCAAAGAACCUCAAGGAGUCGUCCAUCCCUCUUAUCAUUUAAUUUCUAUUAACUAAAACAUAAAAAUAAUAUUUAAACUUUUCUAACUGGCAGCCAAACUCUGACCAUUUCUACGUUCAAAUUAAAUAAGAAACAACCAUAAAAACUCAUCAUAUCUCCAUAUAUAACAACACAGAUGAACCUUUUGCUCAUUACAAGUUCACAACAACAACGAAAAAGCAACUACUAAACCUUCUCUUCACUUCCUCUCUUUACAUCAUCUUAUAGACUUUUCUACCUUUCACAGUUAAUUAAGACAAUCAAGAGAUGCAAAUGCUAAGAAGCUUUAGCACUAGGACAAGAAGCCGUCGUGGAGGCUACCAGCGAGUAAGUGAUGAUUCAACUUUCAGCUUACUCGGAGCCAAGCUAAGAAGAUCGACGAGUGUUCCUUACUACGCUCCAUCUAUAAAGCUUGGUGCUGGUGGUGCUCCGACCAUCCUCGAGGAAAUUCCUCGUCAAAAAUCCAAGAAAGUCAAACCAACAAGCAAAUUUAGCCACCCUAUCUUUAGCUUUUUAUACGGAAAGAAGAAGAAGUCAACGACUAGGAAGCCUGAGUUUUCUAGGUAUCUUGAGUAUUUGAAAGAAGGUGGCAUGUGGGAUGCUAGAUCUAAUGCUCCUGUUAUUUAUUACAAGUAGAUAAUGAAUAUAUAGAAAUGAAAAUUCAAGAAAAUUUUAAGUCUUCGUUUAGUUCAAAUGAGUUUAUAUCUUUAAAUUUGUGAUGAUAUUUGUAUAUUAUAAUUAUCGAUUCAUUCAUUUGAUUUAUAAGAAUACAAAUCUUGGAAGCAAAAUUGUAUGUUUCUGAGAA